Messenger RNA from Carica papaya (papaya), 936 nucleotides. RefSeq names its product chlororespiratory reduction 6 (gene CRR6). Lineage: Eukaryota; Viridiplantae; Streptophyta; Magnoliopsida; Brassicales; Caricaceae. Gene Ontology annotation, cellular component: chloroplast. Gene Ontology annotation, biological process: NAD(P)H dehydrogenase complex assembly. The record is from RefSeq and is a predicted model, not a curated record.
AAACACAAGGCCACAGAAGCGAAAAACAGAUAGAAGAAACUGAAAACAUUUGGAGAAGAAAGCUUAUGGCUACUUCCAUUAAGCCUCUGCUUCCUCUAUCUUCGUUACCGAAACAAACAAUCGAAUCCUCUUCAUCUCCGUGCACGAUUCCCUGCAAACCUGUCCCCGAUUCAAAGUGUUCUUCUCACGCGAGGCAUCAACGAGCACAGGUUUCAGUUUCCGUUGCUUUCAAUCCUUCUGGGAAUUUCGACCUCUCUCUAUUCGACGAUGACGACGAUUCACCAAAAGUUUCGCCUCCAAUGCCGCCGAGAGAAGGUCGAUUCGAGGUGUUUCUGGACAAGGAGGCAAUUCGCCGGCUGGAUUUAACUCCAUUCCACACAGCUACUGGGAUCACCUCGCCUUCAUCUGUGGAGCCAAAGGAGUUUCUGGAACGAACAAUUGGAUUCACGAUAACUUAUAGGAGAGAAGACGAGCAUGACCAAAGAGAACUAUCCGAAUUGCCUGAUAUAAGGCUGUGGUUUGUGAGACUUGAUGCGGUAUAUCCAUGGCUGCCUGUGUUGCUGGAUUGGCGGGCAGGAGAGCUUGCUCGAUAUGCGGCCAUGUUAGUGCCGCACCAGAUGAGCAUGAGAAUGGGGGUAGUGUUUAAUCCAGAGGCACUGGAGUUGUUUAUAAUGAAGAAGGUUUUUGUAGUCUACUGUUGGUUGAAGAAGCAUGAGAUUCCAAAGAAGGCAGCUAGGUUAAAGGCGAGUGACAUGGCUAGGAUGCUUGGUUUUGGAAUUGCAGAUGAAAUGUUUGAUCUCAUUGAUCAACAUGAUACCUUCACUUGAUUAAUUCCAACCUUCGCAAGUCAUUACAAAUUAAAUUAAUAUUUAACAUCCAUAAGUUACUCGAUCAUAUAUUUUUUAUUGGGCAAUUUAAACUAGUCUCUGAAACUGU